Parathielavia appendiculata is the source of this 1171-nucleotide messenger RNA. Its product is annotated as histone-fold-containing protein. The coding region runs from base 279 to 683 and encodes 134 amino acids. Gene Ontology annotation, molecular function: structural constituent of chromatin; DNA binding; protein heterodimerization activity. Gene Ontology annotation, biological process: nucleosome assembly. NCBI's taxonomy places the organism in Eukaryota, Fungi, Ascomycota, Sordariomycetes, Sordariales, Chaetomiaceae. The transcript is spliced from 5 exons. The record is from RefSeq and is a predicted model, not a curated record. Gene Ontology annotation, cellular component: nucleosome.
CCUGACUUCGCCAUGCAGGACGCUCACAUCAUGACAGCGGACAUGAGGUUGCUUUUGAUUCCCCUUCGGUUUCUAUGAGUUUGGUUCAGGCCGACGAGGCUAGCCCCACUUUCUUUCAGUUCCCAAUAAUGGAAGGCACACGACGGCCCGCUCUCUCCAUCCACCAAUUACUAAAAUUUGAAGACAACGCUGGCCUCAACUGACCUUGUCGGACUUAAUUGUCAAGUUAUCGUCGGCUUUAUUUGUUCGGGUUGCAUGAGAGCCCCAAGUAAUGAAGAAUGCCGCCCACCAUUCCGCAGCGCGGCGGGCCCGGCGGAUUGAAGCGCCCAGGCGUCGCUGGAAAGACAAUUGUCGGUGCAAAGAGGCAUAGAAAGAUUAUCAAAGAUUGCAUUCGAGGUAUCACGAAGCCUGCAAUUCGGCGUCUGGCCCGACGUGGCGGCGUCAAGCGCAUCUCCGCUGGUAUUUACGAUGAGGCGCGUGAUGCGCUCAAAACUUUCCUCACUACGGUGGUUCGAGACGUCGUCACAUAUACAGAGUACCGCAACUGCAAGACCGCUACAACGAACGACGUGAUUUUUGCGCUGAAGAGACUCGGUCGGCCCAUUUACGGCUUUGAUCCCGAGACGCACAACUCGAGUAGGGUCAAGAAGAUGACCAGCAAUGCGGCCCAGGACGCCGAGUGAACGAGACGUUGAGUCGAGCGCUCUUUGGGGAUGUUCCUGACACGCUCGCUAGCGAGGUGGAUGACUCGGCUAAUUUUUUCUUGUUUGGAGUUGGGGAUCAGGUGUUCGGAACUUGAUGAAACUGAUACCAUGGUCUGCUGUUGGCUUUGAGUGCGGAAAACAAUUUUACCCUGGUUUGUUGUGAGGGUGGAACUCACGUGGUAGGUAAACCCCAUGUCUCUUCACUGUAAUCAUUUCAUAUUCUUUCUUUCUUUCCUCUUCCUCUUUAUCUUUAUCUUCCUCUUUGUCUCUAUCUUUAUCUUUCUCUUUUUUCUCCUCUUACCUUUAUUCUUAUAUUCUAGUAUUGUAUCUUUCUUGGAAGGCUCCAAGAGAAGACCUCAUACCUACAGGCCUGAUAAAGGCCUGUGGAAGGCCAUAUUUGUGACGAAUCUCGAAACCCCUACUUCUGAAAGGGACUCCUGAAGGUUUAAUUUGACAACGGGUGAGGU